UAUUCUGGGGUUGGUUUCAGGAUGUGUUUGCAGUUAUGACUAUCAUAAUGAAUUGUUUUAUGAUUUAUUUAAUCAUUAAAAAAUCUCCAAAGGAAAUUGGACGAUAUCGGUAUUUAAUGUUGUACAUUUCGUUUUUCGAGAUUAUUUAUUGCAUUGCGGGAAAAGUUGUGAGACCUUUUGUCCAUUCUUAUGGAUCACGAGCUAUAAUAAUUGUGGAAGCAAAGGAUGCAUGGGUAAACCGUACUAUCAUGAAAGUGAUAAAUAGUGUUGUCAGCGGUUGUUAUGGAUGUUCUUCAUCUAUCCUCGCUAUUCAUUUUAUGUACCGAUAUGGAUCCUUGCAUGUUAAUCAUCGAAAUAUGUUCGAAGGUUGGAAGUUCGUUGCCUGGUGCUUUAUUCCCGCCAGCUACGGAGCAAUUUGGAGUCUCACAAUAUUUUUCAUUUUUCCCGAUGAUGAUGGAUUUACUGAACUGAUAAGGUCGGAUAUUUUGGAGACAUUUGACUGGAAAAUGGAGGAUAUUGUUUAUACUGGAUUUUAUUAUUUUCGAGAGGACAAAAACGGCCUUCACGGUUUUGAACCACUUCCUAUCGUUGGAAUGUGUAUUCUCUGGAGCAUGAUGACUUCCUCUUCAUUUGUUGUAUACUUUUUUGGUUAUCGAUGCUACAAACUUGUGUCUACAAUGACGAAAAAUUCGUUUUCAAGCCUUGCACAAGGACUACAGCAUCAAUUAUUCAAAGCUUUGGUGUGGCAGACAGUCAUUCCUAUUUUCAUGGUGUAUAUUCCUAGUUCUCUAAUUCUAAUUUGCCCACUUUUUAAUAUAAAUCUUGGCCGUAUCAGCGUCGUUAUCACUGUCACUAUGUCAAUUUUUACUGCACUCGAUCCACUUCCCAAUAUAUUUAUCAUUAAGAAUUACAAAAGAGCAACAUACCAAUUGCUUUGCAGUCCGGUAUGAUCCAAAACUCAAAUAAGCAUUCAAAGUUUGAUUUUUGAUUUGUUAUUUUUGCAUUAAUUUUACGCUGUAUUUUCUAAUGAUUGGAAGCUAUAUAUUAAAUUAAAUUUAACAUUU
Caenorhabditis elegans is the source of this 1064-nucleotide messenger RNA. It is a transcript of the gene str-180, whose product is annotated as Serpentine receptor class r-10. NCBI's taxonomy places the organism in Eukaryota, Metazoa, Nematoda, Chromadorea, Rhabditida, Rhabditidae. Bases 36 to 950 code for a protein of 304 amino acids. Gene Ontology annotation, biological process: detection of chemical stimulus involved in sensory perception of smell. Gene Ontology annotation, cellular component: ciliary membrane. The transcript is spliced from 7 exons. The record is from RefSeq and is marked reviewed.